UAUCAGUUCUAGCUACAUUGUGAAUCUGACAUGCAUGCUAACUGUGCAUCAACUUAAUUGCAUCACAUGUCAAAGGAUAAGAGAGUUUAUAUGUAUUUUUGCAUGUUUAAUAAGUAAAUGUCUAUUUAUCCGUUUGGAUCCCUAUUUAUCUGCCUUUCACAUCAACUUUUCUGUUUACAUAAACAUAUUUCUGAAAAGUAUUGUAUAUUUUUUAAUCUUUUCUCUUUGAACCAUUCCAGGAUCUUGCAAUUCAGUGGAGUUAAAUGAUAAUCAUAUGUGUAUUGAGAACUCCAUGCAUCAUUACUGCCCAAUAUGUUACGAGGUCUGUCUAUCAAGUUAUGUUACGAGAUCUCGCGCUCAGCUCACUCGACACAUAGGAGGGAGAAAAUGGCGAAAGCUCGAAAGCCGUCCAAGAAUGAAGGUUCCAAGUCCGAUUCCUCCUCCGCAUAAGCCCUUGUCCUUCACCAGAAGCUCUGCCUUUCGAUUGCCAUCAUUAAUCGUCGAAUUCAUGGGUGGAGUUAGCUCUGCCUUUCCAAUGCAGUCAAGCCUUUUGAACUCUACUCUUGAGGAUAAGAACCUUUUUGAAAUCCCCAAAUUCAAGUCACUGUUGAAACAGUUGGUGACAAUGGAGGUUAUCCUCUGGACAGUUCUUUGGAAUGAAUUUGAGGGUGAAUUUGAUAAUGAGAAGAAUUUGCUUGGAGGCCCUUUAGGCGAGAAAGCUGGUGAUGAUCUUAAACAAAGGGUCAUCGAACAUGUCACAAUUGUGGUUGUUGCAGUACCUGAAGGACCCCCCCCAUACUUGUUUACUUUAACAUAAGAGUGUUCUCUUCUUCGUGUACAGCUUCUACUGCGUGCAAAACAAUUAUGGUACUGUCCUAACUCCACCCUGAAAGAUUGUAUGUAAUGGGAAAACAAUGUCUUAUAUGGCACAUUUUCUGUUGGUUUCUUAUGCUGUCAGUGUAGGAGAUUUUGUGUCCUCCUUAGCCUUACAGUUAAAUACAACUGUUCAAUCAACAAUCAGCGCGAAUAAGAGACUUGGUAGAAGAGGUGAUUUAGUCAUCAGAGAGGUAAUUUUUUAACCGCCAUGGAUGAUGGGGAGGGGAUGGGGAUGGGGAUGGGGAUGGAGGAACCUAUAU
This is a messenger RNA of Spinacia oleracea (spinach), 1136 nucleotides long. RefSeq lists its product as uncharacterized. Bases 275 to 817 code for a protein of 180 amino acids. The transcript has 3 exons. NCBI's taxonomy places the organism in Eukaryota, Viridiplantae, Streptophyta, Magnoliopsida, Caryophyllales, Amaranthaceae. Gene Ontology annotation, cellular component: proteasome regulatory particle, lid subcomplex; cytoplasm. The record is from RefSeq and is a predicted model, not a curated record.